Molecule: messenger RNA, 663 nt
Organism: Candidula unifasciata
Lineage: Eukaryota; Metazoa; Mollusca; Gastropoda; Stylommatophora; Geomitridae
Source: the annotation of a GenBank genome assembly
AUGUCAUCUGUUGGAAGUUGUGUUCAGACAUAUUUUCUUUCUAUAACGUUUCUGCCACAGGGGUGUGGACUGAAUCUAUGCCAGUUACUUCACGGUGUUAAACAUACAUUUGACAAUUUUGCCGGUAGCACUAAGAUUUUGCACAAAUUCAAAGUUAUUGGAGAGCCCAGAGUUAUUGCUGUUCUGGAUGUUUCAGAUGUCAACGUCUUCGAGAACCUUGGGGAUUCUUUCUGCGGUUUGGGACCGUUGGAUAUUAAAUGCUUUCCCAUGAUGCAUUACGAGCUUUUCGCCGAGAAUCUAGGGGUAGCAGAUGAGCUGGUGAAAUUACCCGUUCCUGAACUGAAGAAGGACAAUCUGUAUUGGCUGGAUUUUGAUGUUGAAUAUCCCGGUAAAUCUAAGGACGAACUGAUUGAAAUGUGGAAAAAGGAAGCUGAAUUCGCUUUGCGACCCAGGGCUAACAAAGAAGUUAUUGUGGCACCGGUUUUGUAUAAAUGUAUUGCUCAAAGAAAGGUUCACGCAUUCGUGAACCAACCUUCACUGAAAGAACUGGACAAGGUUGGGUUUGAGGUUCCUAUCAUGAUAGACAACGGUGACAAUAUACAGAUCAGGACUAAAAGCCUCCAAAUGCUGGAAGAUUACAUUGAUGCUCACCCACUGCUUUGA